Mustela lutreola (European mink) is the source of this 5001-nucleotide messenger RNA. It is a transcript of the gene GPATCH2L, whose product is annotated as G-patch domain containing 2 like. Bases 442 to 1881 code for a protein of 479 amino acids. NCBI's taxonomy places the organism in Eukaryota, Metazoa, Chordata, Mammalia, Carnivora, Mustelidae. The transcript has 10 exons. The record is from RefSeq and is a predicted model, not a curated record.
UAAAAGGGCAUUUUGAAAAUUGCUCGUACUGCUCUCAUCCCUUGGAAGGUUUGCCUCUGAAGUGACCCUAGAAGUAUGAGGGUUUGACAAGAAUGAAUAGAAAAAUAGAAAAAUGUAGAAAGCGGUUAGCCACAAAUCAUAGAGACUCCAUCUGUCCCUGUCAUUUCAGCAUCAGUUACGUCCUGAUUUUGUGUGAUUGGUACUAAAGCACAUAAUUAUGAUCACUUAAUUUUCUGAAGGAUGGGAGAAGAGCUUAGAAGCUGCUAAUUGUUAAAAAAGAUAUGACAUACCCGAUAAAAUUCCUUCCCUGCUAGCUUCCAGGUGGUAGUUGGGACCAGAGUGGGGGCAGACAGUGUCUUUUUUCCAUUCAGGGUGCACAUCUGGUUACCACAAUUUCUUGAUCACUGAAACCGCAAGCAGUGGUCCUUAAAAUGUGGCCUCAUGGAUGAGCUGGUGCAUGACUUAGCCUCAGCCUUAGAGCAGACAUCCGAGCAGAAUAAGCUUGGUGAGCUGUGGGAGGAGAUGGCCCUGAGUCCUCGGCAGCAGAGGCGGCAGCUUCGCAAAAGAAGAGGCCGGAAGCGCCGUUCCGACUUCACUCACCUGGCGGAACAUACCUGCUGCUACAGUGAGGCCUCCGAGUCGAGUCUUGAUGAAGCCAUCAAGGACUGUCGAGAAAUGGCCCCUAUUGCCAAUUUUAGUGACUCCGAUGACACAAUGGUAGCCAAACGGCACCCAGCGCUCAAUGCCAUUGUUAAGAGUAAGCAGCACUCUUGGCACGAGUCUGACUCCUUUACCGAAAAUGCACCAUGUCGACCGCUCCGGCGCCGGCGGAAGGUGAAGCGAGUGACAUCAGAGGUGGCCGCAAGCCUUCAGCAGAAGCUCAAGGUGUCAGAUUGGAGCUAUGAGAGAGGCUGCAGGUUCAAAUCGGCUAAGAAGCAGCGUCUGUCCCGCUGGAAGGAGAAUACUCCCUGGGCCUCCUCAGGUCAUGGGUUGUGUGAAUCAGCAGAAAAUAGGACUUUCCUAAGCAAAACAGGAAGGAAAGAAAGGAUGGAGUGUGAAGCAGAUGAACAAAAACAGGGCUCUGAUGAGAACAUGUCAGAAUGUGAAACCAGCAGUGUGUGUAGCAGCAGUGACACAGGGCUCUUUACCAACGAUGAAGGACGGCAAGGAGAUGAUGAGCAGAGCGAUUGGUUCUAUGAGGGAGAAUGUGUCCCAGGAUUCACUGUCCCUAAUCUUCUGCCAAAGUGGGCUCCUGAUCAUUGCCCUGAAGUAGAAAGAAUGGAUUCUGGACUGGAUAAACUUUCUGAUUCCACAUUCCUUUUACCUUCUCGACCAGCUCAAAGAGGGUACCAUGCCCGCUUGAAUCGUCUGCCUGGAGCUGCAGCUCGAUGCCUCAGAAAGGGCCGAAGAAGGCUUGUUGGGAAGGAGACCAGCAUAAGUACUGAGAGAAUAGGCCACAUCAUUAGUGACCCUCGGCAGAAGGAAAAGAAUAAAGCAUUGGCUUCUGAUUUUCCUCACAUUUCUGCUUGUGCACAUGAGUUUAAUCCCUUGUCUCCCCUUUACUCCUUGGAUGUUCUCACCGACGCUUCUCACCGAAGAUGUUCACCAGCACACUGCUCUGCCAGACAGGCAAACAUACAUUUGGGACCCCCAUGUUCACGUGACAUCAAGAGGAAACGGAAACCUGUGGCCACAGCAUCUCUGUCCAGCCCAAAUGCAGUUCACGUGGAUGUAGCGGAACCAAGCACGCCAACAUCACAGGUCCCGAAAUCUCCAAACCCCGAGUGGUUGGUCAGGACCUCUGCUGCAGAGAAAGCCACUGACUCCGCUCCAGCUACGUUUUUUAAAAUGCCACCAGAAAAGAGCUCUGGAUACAGCUAGAGAGCAGGAUCCCGCCCACCAGGAGCCCACUGGAUGCUGUGAAACGCAUCCUAAACUUGGUAUCACAGAAUCUCGCGUAGUGUAAUUGACAUUCCCAGUCCUUCCACCGCCAGGAUGACCCUUCUUUCACACAAAGCAGUGGACUCUUUCUCUUACGAAAUCAUGUGGAAAUCUGUUUUUUGGUUUUCUGUUUUUUUUUUUUUUUAAAGUAAAGUAUUGCAGCAGCAAUUUAAAAAAAGAAAAAAAAAAAAAAAAAGGUCACCCGAUGUUGUGUUUGUUACGUUGCUGUUGUAGCCCCGGCAGCUUCCUACAGCCCUGUGUACAGAGCUGUUGCUUUUAGCAGGUAUGUCUCUUUUCCUGAAAAACUAGUAACUGCUUUUGCAUACUUUUUAUGUAGAGCUUUUAAUACCAUUUGAGGAAGUCCCAAAUUUGUAGCCAGUUCUGGACAGAUGUAAACACUGAGUUGAGACCUGUGUGUGGCAUCGUGUUUACAGGAGAUAGAGUUUGCCUUUGAGCCUGGUCUUGAUUCACUGAGAGUGCCAUAAGCCAAAUUCACCACGUUCUCCUUCGGGAGCCUCAGAGGAGACCCCAGCAGCACGGACAGUGGGAACUUCUUCCAUUUUCCUAGGCAGCCUCAUGGGAUCUUCGGUGGCUGGACUGUACUUCGCCGUGUCUCCGGAGUUGCUGUUCUCCCACAGGAGGAUGUGUACAUUCAUGCUGUAAUGAAGAAGUGGUUGAGUUGUUUCGCAAACUUAAAAUAGUCAGUGGAUCGUGUCUUAAUACUUCAUGUCACAGUGUAAGCUUUUAUGUACGAAAUGGGACUUUUAUUGUUAGCUUAUAGGUCAAUAACCUGCAGCAGAAAUCCACACUCUAUUAUAAUAAUGGCUUCUCAGGGCCAUACUUUGGGGAGAAAAAUGUCUUUUUGACACGCCUUUAUACUUGGUGUGUUUAUGACGGCUCAGCUGCGUGUGGAGUUAUAUAUAUGGCUGUGCCUGAAGUUGGAUGCUACUUUGUCAAAAUGAGGAAUCAGUGGCUGCCUGAGCUGCUGGAGAAAAGCCGCCCUUUCUGAAGUAUUAUCGUGAGUGUCAUUUGGGGGCCUGGUUGACGGAAGGGUUCUUCUUUUAUAUGAAUUGAGUACAUUCGCUCUGAAAUACAGAGAAACUGUUCUCUAAGUGCCCACUUCUCUGGCAAUGUCCCAGAGGAACUCCCAGCCCUGCCCCUGGAUAUUUUCUGUGCUUGAAUAGGUGCCGAGUGGGACAGAGCCUCCUUUCCCCGAAGUGCAGCUGUCUCUUUUCCUCGCACAGAACGUGGGGUGGGCUGCUCUGUUGUGUUCCCUUUAAAAAUGAUAGUCCUUAUGUAUCAGUGUUUAACUCCAGGAUUUCCUUGUUGAUGCUUGGGUGUGACUCUGUUUGGGAGGGGGGACUUGAAGCUGAUUUAAAUGGCACUUUCUGUGAGAGGGAGAACACGUCCUUCAGUUGUUCAUAACGAGGAGUCUGGUGGAGGGAGGGGCAGGUGGGAGAUUAGGAGGUGAGGAGUAGCAUUAAAGCCAACCCUGCAUCCCUGGGAGCCACCCCUGGUUCUCCUGUCACCCCUUGGGGCUGCAUCCAGGGCAGUACAGAAAAUAAAGUGCCUAUUGAAUAUGAAAUGGCACUACUAUAUUGUUUUAGCGAUGAAGGGGGGGUUUUAUUAUCAUAUGUGCAUUAUUGUCAUAUGUGCAUUCUUACCUAGUCCCCAUCGUGUCCUGAGACAUAUUUGUAACAUAAUUUGUUGGAUUUAAGAGAAAAAUACACGGGCAUAAUUUUAUUUUCUUCACACUAGGCUCUGGCUCUUGCAGAGACGGGUCCUGUGAUCAUGUCCUAUUCAGAUCUCCACAGUGCAGAUAGCAUCUUCUUGCCUUGGCAGUUCUCCUAUCUACCUGUGAUUACAAAUAACUUAUAUAUAUGACUUUAUUUACAUUUUUAACAUCUCUAGGUUGUACUGCCAUUUUAGAGAGACAAGAAUGGUCACAGAGUUUAGCGACUUGCCAAAAAAAAUCACAUGAUCAAGCCAAGACUAAAAUCCCAGACUUUCGGACUUCCUCUGCCCUGGGUUAUAAUCUUUUGUUUUCCCUUGGUAUAUCUGAGUCACUCUGAGACCCAUAAUUUUGAAUCCGUGUGUCAUGAAUGUUUAUCAUCUUUCUUGGGCAUGCUUUUCUACUUUGAAUACAUUCAGUGGGGAUUAUCCAAAAAUGCCAGAUAUGCCUGUAAUAAGUGGGGAAGAAAAUUAAUUGCCUAAGAAACAGCUAUUAAUACUUUGCAACACAGGGUUGUAAAUUGUGCUCCUCAUUUUAAGCUGCUGCAUGAGCAUGCUGACAGAAUUAUUAACCAACUUACUUCGCUUGUUUUCUGUAUGAGUCAAUUCCAGAGGAAUAACCUUAGAAUUGAGUGUUUUUUUGAACCAUAAAUUUUAAAUUUCUUUUUUAUGUAGCCAAGUGUAUGAUAUCAUACAUUGAGUAAAGUCUGUUACCUUUUAACGAAAGAUAUAAUUUCAAAAUCAGGUUUUGUAGUCUCUUAAAAAAAACUGAUAGCAUGACUUCCUUUGAGAAUAAUCAUGGAGCUCACAUGUGUUUUAUCUGCCUAAAAGUAGUAACAAAGCUGAGUUCCACAGUUUUUAUGUAUUUCCAACUUCUGAUUCAUCCUAGCUGGCCACACAGUCUGCCUGUCUGAAUCCUAAUCUUCUGCGUUUUCCACAAGGAGCAAAAGUCAAGAUAUUAUCCACUUGUAUGAACAUCAUUCCUAAAAAUCCCUAAAAAAUUUUUGCUUACAAGGGAAUUUGAGAUUAUUUUUCAGAUACAGCAUUUUAAAGGGAACAAGUUCAUUUGUAUCAAAACUCUUGUGUUGCUUUUUGGUAAGACCUGUGCAGAAGAGAGAAUUAGCUGUUUACAUGGUGCCAAAUUUAGGAGAGGCAGAGUGUGGUCUUUAUUGAGUGGUGUGUGCUUGAUAAAUAAGGCACAUUUAACGUUGAAUUCUUUUGAAAUCAAAUGCAGUUGAAAAUUUGUUUUGCUGUGAAACAGGCUGCAAACAAGGCUGUUUUGGCAGGAAAAUGACCAAAAGCUGAAAUAAAAUUUCUUAUUCUCUGGUG